This is a messenger RNA of Liolophura sinensis, 2453 nucleotides long. Its product is annotated as kinesin-like protein KIF22-A. Gene Ontology annotation, biological process: microtubule-based movement. The coding region runs from base 123 to 1952 and encodes 609 amino acids. The transcript has 16 exons. Gene Ontology annotation, molecular function: microtubule motor activity; microtubule binding; ATP binding. The record is from RefSeq and is a predicted model, not a curated record. NCBI's taxonomy places the organism in Eukaryota, Metazoa, Mollusca, Polyplacophora, Chitonida, Chitonidae.
GAGAUAGUGGAGCAUCGGUAAUGGCGGAGUUUUUGAAAAACGGUUCGUGUUUGUGAAAAUAUAACACACCGAGUUGAGAGUAAUUGAAAAUACCUGCUUGAAAUUAAAAAGAAAUCAGAAGAAUGGAUAAGAAGCAGAGCAAAAUCAGAGUUGUCAUCAGAGUUCGCCCUACCCUGAAAGUAGAAGACAGUUCGUGCCUGAGAGUUGUGGACAAUUCCGUGGAGAUUUUUAAUCACAGAAACAUUCAGGAAAACAUCAAGUACAGGUUUGCUCGUGUUCAUGACGAAACUUGUUCCCAGCUGAACAUUUACAACGAGAAUGUCCGGCCUAUGCUCAACAAAAUCUUAACUGGACAGAACAUGUCAGUGUUUGCAUAUGGUCCCACGGGAGCGGGGAAGACCCAUACCAUGUUGGGCUCACCCACAGAUCCUGGCAUCAUCCCCAGAGUGGUUAAUGGAAUCUUCCAGCUCAUACAGGAAGACAGCAGCUCAGAAUGGGACUACUCGCUCUCAUUUUCUUUCUUGGAAAUUUACAAUGAAAAGGUUCAAGACCUCUUGGAGCCGAAAAACACAGACCUGCCCAUCCGAGAAGAUGGUGAGAAAAAUAUAUUUGUAUCAGGCCUAGCUGAGCGGGUAAUCACAGAUUUUGACGAGUUUAAGAAACUGUUUGGAGCAGCAGCUAGUAAUAGAACUGUGGCAGCAACAAAACUGAACGACCGCUCCAGCAGAAGUCAUAGUAUCAUCAUGCUGAAGGCCAAGAAAGUGCAGAAAUGCGCCCCGCACAAGGAGUAUCACGGCAAACUGUACCUGAUUGAUCUGGCUGGGUCAGAAGACAACAAGCGAACGGGAAACAUUGGAAUACGAUUGAGAGAGAGUGGAGCCAUCAACAAGUCCUUGUUUGCUCUCGGGGAAGUGGUGGAUGCCAUCAAUAGUGGACAGGCCAGAAUCCCUUACAGGAACAGCAAAUUGACCCGUCUUCUACAGGACUCUAUAGGGGGUAGUUGUCAUGCUGUCAUGAUCACAAACAUUGCACCAGAGGAGCGGUUCUACUAUGACACCUACUGUACGUUGAACAUGGCCACAAAGAGCAAGAAAAUAACCAACACUACCUGUGUGAGAGAAGUCGUUCCCGCAGAGGUAAAGCCCAGUCUAAAACGCCCCAUGUCAGAUGGCAGGCUGGAUGUGACGAGGAAGAGACUUAAACUGUCCCCACGCACCACGCCCCCUGGCCCUCCCAAGGAGUAUAACCCAGCACCCUUCCUCAGCCCUUUGUUACGCCGCCAAGCUAAUCUGGAAGACACUGUUAACCAACGUCUGGGCAUGUUAGAAGAGAAUCUCCUGAAGCAGAUGAAAGCUGAACACUCAUUGGUUGAAGACAAGGGGUCAGAUGUCAAGGUCACAGUGAAGAAACUUGAGGAGCAGCUGAGGAAUACAACCAAACAGUUACAGAUGCUGAAGAAACAGCAGACCUCUAAUGUUUUAAAAGAUACAACAAAUAUCCCUAAUGAACAAAAGAAAACCUUAAAAAAGCCCAAAUUGGAGAAGAUCAAGACCCCGCCACCUUUUUCCCCGGUGACUUGUGAAGCGCUGUUCUUCAAACCCGAAAAGCGCUCAAAGAAAGGUUUUGUGUCUACAGCCUGCAGACCUUCAGCAGAUGAAAACUUUGAAACACCGACAAAAGUGAAGAUAGAUGAAGGAUGGAAGGUUCAUAUUAACUCAGAUACACAACAGAAACACAAUGAGAGCAUUUUGAAGGUAAUAAAUACGGGGUCCAUGAAGGAUUUACAGAUGUUACAGACAGUGGGGAAGAAGAGAGCACAGCUAAUUCUGGCGUACCGAGAAACUAAUGGGCCAUACUUAAAGGUAGAAGAUUUGAAACUGGUGCCUGGUCUGACGGCCAAAUAUGUGGAGAAUUUCCAGAGGAGUAACCUGUUUUCAAAACUGAUGCUUUGAUUGGCAUUGAAGUCUCUUUCAAACACUUCAAACACCUCAGCUACACGUACUCAUUGUACAUAUCUCUAUAAAUUUCAUCAUUUUUCAUGGUUGUCCUCUUCACACAUAAUAGAUUUAUUCUCAGACUUCAGCCAUCUAUGUAAAUAACUCUUAUUAUUUUUACAGAUUUUAGUAAUUAUGCAAGUAGGUAUGUAAUAAAGUUUUUAUAUCUAGCUAGCUUGUACUGUUUGUGAAUUGCUGCCAUGCAUUGAAAUUGGUAGGAGUCUCGUUUGAAUUCUUUGCAUGGUUUAAAGGCAACGGAAAACAAUACCAUACUAUGCGACCAAUAAAAACUGCCCCGGAAAAUAGUUGGAUUUAGGGUUUCUUACAAUUUGUUUAACCUUGCAAAAUGCAUUUGAAUAUUUUAUUCUAUGGCGGCCUUUUCUGACCACAAUGGGAACAGAGACGUCACUUAAGGUUUCGCUACUAAACACACGAGACUGCUACAUUUCAUCAUUCAAA